GGGGCCGGGUGGUGAAUGGGCUGGUGGUGCUCGCUGCUGCUGCUGAGAGGAGGAGGAGGAUGAAGAGUUGGGCUUGUUUGUCUCCCACAGUUUCUCUCCUGCUGCUCUGAUUUACCCCCUCCUAUUCCGGCCCGGGGCCUGUGUGUGUCCCUCCUGGAGGAGGAGGAGAAUCCAGUUCCUCCCCCCACCCCCUCCUCCCCACCCCCCCUUUGCCUGGGGAAGAGGAGGAAAGAAACAGCCCAGAGAGAGAGAGAGAGAGAGAGAGAGAGAGAGAGAGAGAGAGAGAGAGAGGAGAGAGAGAGUGAGUGAGAGAGAGAGAGAGAGGAGAGGAGGAGGAGGAGGAGGGAGAAGGGAACAACCUACCAUCUUAACACACUAAUAUCUAAAAAGUGCGAGAGGCCCAGAGCAGCAGCAGAAGCAGCAGCAGCAGCUCCAGCUUCUUCCCUCCCUCCCCAUGAAGAAGAGUUCCCUCCUCCUCCUCCUCCUGCUUCUCCUGCUCAGAGUUCCUGCCUCCAGCUGCCAGGGGGGACAGCCAGCCAGCAGCAGGAGGGGAGCAAGAGAGCUGAAGGAGGGCCAGUUUCCCCCAAAUUGCUGCAGUGAGAAGAGGAGUUUGUUAUUUUAAACGGAGGCUGAAGAAACUAUAGAAUUAGCAGACAUAAGAGAAAGUGGAGAAGGUAGAGGAUGGAGUUGCAGACUCUACAGGAAGCUCUUAAAGUGGAAAUUCAGGUUCACCAGAAACUGGUUGCUCAAAUGAAGCAGGAUCCACAGAAUGCUGAUUUAAAGAAACAGCUUCAUGAACUCCAAGCCAAAAUCACAGCUUUGAGUGAGAAACAGAAAAGAGUCGUUGAACAGCUACGGAAGAACCUGAUAGUAAAGCAAGAACAACCAGACAAGUUCCAAAUACAGCCAUUGCCACAAUCUGAAAACAAACUACAGACAGCACAGCAGCAACCACUACAGCAGCUGCAGCCACAACAGCAGUACCACCACCACCACGCCCAGUCGGCUGCACCCUCGCCCAGUCUGACCGCUUCACAGAAGACUGUAACUACAGCUUCUAUGAUUACCACAAAGACACUACCUCUCGUCUUGAAAGCAGCAACUGCGACCAUGCCUGCCUCUGUUGUGGGCCAGAGACCUACCAUUGCUAUGGUGACCGCCAUCAACAGUCAGAAGGCUGUGCUCGGCACUGAUGUGCAGAACACACCAGUCAACCUCCAGACGUCUAGUAAGGUCACUGGGCCUGGGGCAGAGGCUGUCCAAAUUGUGGCAAAAAACACAGUCACUCUGCAGGUUCAGGCAACACCUCCUCAACCCAUCAAAGUACCACAAUUUAUCCCUCCUCCUAGACUCACUCCACGUCCAAACUUUCUUCCACAGGUUCGACCCAAGCCUGUGGCCCAGAAUAACAUUCCUAUUGCCCCAGCACCUCCUCCCAUGCUUGCAGCUCCUCAACUCAUCCAGAGGCCCGUCAUGCUGACCAAGUUCACCCCCACAACCCUCCCUACCUCCCAGAAUUCCAUCCACCCCGUCCGUGUCGUCAAUGGGCAGACUGCAACUAUAGCCAAAACGUUCCCCAUGGCCCAGCUCACCAGCAUCGUGAUAGCCACUCCAGGGACCAGACUCGCUGGACCUCAAACUGUACAGCUUAGCAAGCCAAGCCUUGAAAAACAGAUGAUUAAAUCCCACACAGACACAGAUGAGAAACAAACCGAGAACCGUACCGUCACUCCGCCUGCUGCACCCAAACCAAAACGGGAGGAGAACCCUCAGAAACUUGCCUUCAUGGUGUCUCUAGGGUUGGUAACACAUGACCAUCUAGAAGAAAUCCAAAGCAAGAGGCAAGAGCGAAAAAGAAGAACAACAGCAAAUCCUGUAUACAGUGGAGCGGUCUUUGAGCCAGAGCGCAAGAAGAGUGCAGUCACGUACCUGAACAGUACAAUGCAUCCUGGGACCCGGAAGCGAGGUCGUCCUCCAAAAUACAAUGCAGUGCUGGGGUUUGGAGCCCUUACCCCAACAUCCCCCCCAUCCAGUCAUCCUGACUCCCCUGAAAAUGAAAAGACAGAGACCACAUUCACUUUCCCUGCACCUGUUCAGCCUGUGUCCCUGCCCAGCCCCACCUCCACAGACGGUGAUAUCCAUGAGGAUUUUUGCAGCGUUUGUAGAAAAAGUGGUCAGUUGCUGAUGUGUGACACGUGUUCCCGUGUGUAUCAUCUGGACUGCUUAGACCCUCCUCUGAAAACAAUUCCCAAGGGCAUGUGGAUCUGUCCCAGGUGUCAGGACCAGAUGCUGAAGAAGGAAGAAGCAAUUCCAUGGCCUGGAACUUUAGCGAUUGUUCAUUCCUAUAUUGCCUACAAAGCAGCAAAAGAAGAAGAGAAACAGAAGUUACUUAAAUGGAGUUCAGAUUUAAAACAAGAAAGAGAACAACUAGAGCAGAAGGUGAAACAGCUCAGCAAUUCUAUAAGUAAAUGCAUGGAGAUGAAGAACACCAUCCUGGCCCGGCAGAAGGAGAUGCACAGCUCCCUGGAGAAGGUGAAACAGCUGAUCCGCCUCAUCCACGGCAUUGACCUCUCCAAACCUGUAGACUCUGAGGCCACUGUGGGGGCCAUGUCCAAUGGCCCGGACUGCACCCCCCCUGCCAACGCCACCACCUCCACACCGGCCCCCUCCCCCUCCUCUCAGAGCUGCACAGCGAACUGUAACCAGGGGGAAGAGACUAAAUAACAGAGCCCUGCUAGGAGAAGCCACGGGAUCCCGGCGGCAAGGAGAGCAAAACACUGAAGACUCUAGAAAAGCAAAGCCGGAUUUCUUCUGGAAAGUACAGAAUUCUUUUGGUUCUUUGGUUCCAGAGAGAGAGAAGAUGCUUGUGCCAGGUGGCACCAGAGUUUGCCAAUUGAUCCUUCUUAUUCUGUGUGUACAUGCAAAGAUUGGACCAUGUUACAUGAAAUAGUGCCAGCUGGAGGUUCUUUGCCAGCACCAUGCCAAGUGAAAUAAUAUAUUUACUCUCUCUAUUAUACACCAGUGUGUGCCUGCAGCAGCCUCCACAGCCACGAUGGGUUUGUUUUUGUUUUGUUGGGUGGGAGCAGGGACGGGUGGAGGGAGGAGAGCAGGUUUCAGAUCCUUAUUUGCCGAGCCGUUUGUAUAGGUAGAGAAGACAAGUCCAAAGAGUGUGUGGGCUUUCCUGUUUCUCAACUUUCACUACUAUAAAACCAAAAAAGGAAAUCGAGAUUUAACCAACCCCAGUGCCCAGAGGAGGGAUGGGGAGGGAAUGGGGGGGAGCCGGGUGGGGGGAAAGUAUAUCAAACAAGCAGUAUUUCUUAUUGUCUGGGGUGGGACACUGUGCACGGAGAGGUGGACACCAAGGACAGCCAUCAGGUCCUUCUCCCGAGCACUCCGCGCCCCCGCGUGGGCGCCCCACCACUCCCACACUUCCUUCCCUGCUUUGGCAAAUUGGUGCGUGUCCCCGAUGGUCCGGUUCCUUCCCUCUCCGAGAACAAGCAGAGCCGAGCUCAGCCCGGCCCUUGCCCAGGGCAGGGAAGAAGGGUGUGUGUGUGUCGAGGAAGGAAACAAGGUGGAUCAGUGAUUUUACUUGAAAACAAGCUCCAUCCCUUUUCUAUAUUUAUAAAAAGAGAAGAUCCUGAGCGAAGCAGCACGCGACCCAGGUGUGUGUGAAUUGAAUGGAGACAUUUCUUUUUUCCUUUUUUUUAAUUUUUGUUUUUGUUCUUUUUUUCUUUCAAAAAAGUUUUAUUUUGUUGUUUAUUUUACUUUUUUGGUAACAAAAACUAAAAUAAGGAAUAGAAAAGCUGUUUUUCAGGCUGACAGUCCAAUUAAGGGUAGUCGAGACCUUGCAUGGUAGAAUAGGAAUCAUAGUGUCAGUGAGGUCCAGUGAGUCUGUGUGAGUCCUUGUGUCAUCGUUCGGGGCACUGUUUUUUUAUGCAAGGGCAAAAAAAUCUUUGUAUCUGGGGAAAAAAAACAACAGCAACUUUUUUUUAAAUUAAAAAGGAAAAUAAAAGAUAUUGAGGUCUUCCUAGUGUUACUUAAAUUAAGAUCAAGGUAAGAAACAUUGUAAAAAAUUACAAAAGUGCUAUUUGUUUCCUAAAAACAGUGAUUUCUAUUAAAAAGGUGUCAGAACUGGAGAAAA
This is a messenger RNA of Rhinolophus ferrumequinum (greater horseshoe bat), 4141 nucleotides long. RefSeq names its product PHD finger protein 21A (gene PHF21A). Gene Ontology annotation, molecular function: chromatin binding. Gene Ontology annotation, cellular component: histone deacetylase complex. The record is from RefSeq and is a predicted model, not a curated record. Lineage: Eukaryota; Metazoa; Chordata; Mammalia; Chiroptera; Rhinolophidae. Gene Ontology annotation, biological process: negative regulation of transcription by RNA polymerase II.